Messenger RNA from Hypomesus transpacificus, 1371 nucleotides. RefSeq names its product butyrophilin subfamily 3 member A2-like. The record is from RefSeq and is a predicted model, not a curated record. Bases 86 to 700 code for a protein of 204 amino acids. NCBI's taxonomy places the organism in Eukaryota, Metazoa, Chordata, Actinopteri, Osmeriformes, Osmeridae. The transcript is spliced from 4 exons.
AUUUCCAGCAGCGUUCUACGUCACCGCGCAUGGGCGUGACUGAAAACUAUGAACGAACUUGUUCGUAGUUGAUCAUUGCUGCACGAUGUUGGGCAUUACGACUCUUUCCUUUCUCAGUAUAGCAGGUUUAGUUUCAGCAGUGGUCCGGCAUGCCCGCUACGAGGGGGUUAGCUGUCUGCUCCCUUGCUGGAGCAGGCGGCGGGACGUGGACGUGGAGUGGAUGCUGCAGACCAGCCAGGGGGAGACGGUGGUGCACGUCAAGGGCGACGGUCACGACCACCUGUUGAAGCAGUACCCGGCCUUCAAGGGCAGAACCUCCCUGGAUGUGGAACAGAUGAAGGGCGGCAACAUGUCGCUGGUGCUGCGUGACGCGAGGAAGUCGGAUGAGGGGAGCUACAUCUUUUACGUUCAUCCUGGCAAACACAGAGCAUCCGAAGUUCAGCUGCUCGUGGUGCCAACCAAUCACUCCACCCCACUGGCUGAUGAACACUUUGCCCAGCUGUCCCCUCUCGAGGUCUCCAUCGAGGGCCACGGCAGAGGAGGUGUUGGGGUGCUUCUCCAGUGUGUGUCUGGAGGCUGGCCUGCAGAACCUGAGCUGGAGUGGUGGGACGGUGAGGGGCGCUUCCUCCCUGCUGAUGUCACACAGACAGGCACCCUGAGCCCAGCCCUCACCGACGCUACACUGCGAGAAGCAACGUGACUGUACAGAAGACAGACUCCAACAUGUUCACCUGCAGGGUUCAGCUGCAGGGACACAUGAGAAGCAAAGAUAGACGUGUUCCUGGUAAGAGUUUGGGUGACUGAGUUUUCUCCUGACAAAUUAUCAGUGAAGACACAUACAUUAAAAGCACGUUAUUAUAAUUGUUAAAAAAAAGUGUUUUAGUCCUUCAGGCCUGAGAUUCUAAUCAGACAUGUAACAUGUGUCUUUCCUGGUGAUUUGAAAAUGUGUUUUAUGUCACAGAAGCUAGAAUUGAGGACAACUUCCCAGGUCUCUAGUGAUGACCCAUUGGAUUAAUGCAGUGCGGAAUUCUAUAUCCUUUCUGAUGCAGUUGAAAUAUUUCCUGUGAGACCCAAAGAUUGUCCUGUCACCGUAGUUGGAGCAGCAGUGCUCUUCCUAUGCGUUGGUGUUGUCCUAGCAGGUCUAGCAGUGUGGAUAAAGUACAGGAAGCUGAUUGCAGCCGGGGAGAAGUACUAUGCAUAGCCAAGUAAAGACAUAUCAAAUAUAGAAAUACAAGCAUUCCUGUCAUGUCAGCAGGGUGCGGGGGCAGGGCUCCCCCCUAACACUUGAACAGGAGCUUAUUACUUGAAAGAGGAAUUAUUUACUGUGCCGUCUCAGUUACACUAUCAGGGCUUAGUGUGUGUAUGUAUAGA